Cryptomeria japonica (Japanese cedar) is the source of this 1404-nucleotide messenger RNA. Its product is annotated as protein disulfide isomerase pTAC5, chloroplastic. The transcript is spliced from 6 exons. The record is from RefSeq and is a predicted model, not a curated record. Lineage: Eukaryota; Viridiplantae; Streptophyta; Pinopsida; Cupressales; Cupressaceae. The coding region runs from base 46 to 1170 and encodes 374 amino acids.
GGGGUUAUAGGGAGGUGAGUGGUGGGACUCUGAUUGGCAUUGCGCAUGGCAUCCUCAGCUGCACUUUGUGGAUUUCAGUUCCCCGCGUUUCACCGCUAUCAACUGAAAGUCAGAAAGGGGAGGCGGGCUUUUCCCACUAAGAUUAGGGGCGUGGUGUGUGCAGCAGAGUCUGAAUUGUGGAAAAGAGAGGAGGAGCGUUGGGUGGGAGAAGAGCAGCGCUGGUUGAGAGAGGAAGCAAGGUGGUUCAGAGAAGAAGCUCGCUGGCGUGCUCAGGUCCAUGUUCUUCAAUCUCAAAUCUCCUCUCUCACCCUACAACUACAACUACUACAACAUUUCCCUCUCACAUCCCCACACUUUAAUGCAAGUGGGGUGGAUUUGCAAGAUCAAAUUUCGUCCUCAUCCGAUUUACAAGCGAAAAUUUCUUCCCACUCCGAUUUACAAGAUCAAAUUUCCUUCCCCGCCUCCACCAUCACCACCACUAGCCUCAGCAACAUCAACAUCAACAAAAAUAAGAAGAGAAACACCCUUAAAUUGGGCUCCCGAGGAGAAGCUGUGAAAGAGAUGCAGGAAGCAUUACAAAGGUUGGGUUUCUAUUCGGGAGAGGAUGAUAUGGAAUCUUCCAGCUUUGAUGGAGGCACUCAAAGAGCUGUUAAGUCAUGGCAAGCAACCCUAGGGAUCGUAGAGGACGGAACAAUGACGGCAGAACUCUUGGCAAAAUUGCUAGGGGACGAAAUGCUGGAUACUGAGUUAGAGGAAGAAUUGACUAAUGGUGCUUCUCUUCCAUUGCCAGGGAAGUUGAAGAUGGCACAGGAAAAGAUAAAUGGCUCUGUUCAAAAACCAAUUGCAAAGAUCGAACAGGCCAUAAUAAGUAAAGCAGGAGGAGUUGAAAUAUCUGAAAAACGAGUGUAUCUCCUGGGAGAAAACAGGUGGGAAGAACCUCAGAGGCUUAAAAGCAAACAAAAUGGUGGUGGCACCAAAGUUGGGACAAGUGCAAGGUGUUUUAGUUGUCGAGGGGAAGGCAAAAUGCUGUGUACAGAAUGUGAAGGCACUGGCGAAAUGAAUGUCGAAGAGCAGUUCUUGGAAUGGAUAGAAGAAGCCAAAUGCCCUUAUUGUGAGCGUUCAGGAUAUACUCCUUGUGAUGUGUGUGAAGGAAAAGGUGGAAAAGUUUAACAAAGAUAGCAGAUUUUGGCUAAUAUCUAUUGUUAAUUUGUUAUUGUGAAUUGUUUUAAUUUAUGUAAAUAAAUUUAUUUAUAUGCAGUUUUCUAAUAAGAAAAUGUAGAUCAUGUGUAAGCAUGUGAAAGUUUGUAGUCAAUAUAAUAAAAAAUGCUUUGAAAAAUAUGUUCUCAUGACAUCAAAAUUGAAUUGUAUAACUAUGAUACUACAUAAGUGUACUUGUUUUUGUUA